Messenger RNA from Apiotrichum porosum, 381 nucleotides. RefSeq lists its product as uncharacterized. The transcript has a single exon. The record is from RefSeq and is a predicted model, not a curated record. Lineage: Eukaryota; Fungi; Basidiomycota; Tremellomycetes; Trichosporonales; Trichosporonaceae. The coding region runs from base 1 to 381 and encodes 126 amino acids.
AUGACCACCGAAAUCCGCACAUACACGCUCGCGACCGCUGCCGCGCUCGACGCGUACGCCACCGUGCACUGGCAACGGCAUAUCCCCAGCCUGGCCAAAUACGGCAUCACGACCCACCGCGUGUUCAAGGAGCUCGCCGGCGUGCACGGCAUGACUGGCCCGCCCGGUGCGCCGCCGGCCCCGCCGGCCCCGCCUCCUGCGCCGCAGUACCGCCUCGUGGCCAUUGUCUCGUACCAGCCCGGCGCGGACCCCGCCGCCGUCACCAAGACGUACAUGACCAGUCCCGAGUUUAGGGCCGACAUGGCCGGGUUCGACAUGAGUGGCAUUGUCGGCGUGAGCAGCGUGUUUGUUGAGGCUGCGGCGAGCGACCCCAACGCGUAG